AUGGCUAUAAAUCCUGAAUAUGAGAAAAGAUUUUUGGGUGAUGCUUUGCGUAACCACUUGCUUGUUAGGUAUUUUGGAAAAAGUUUUACUCAAAAGCCAGAAACGGUUGAGCUGGGCGUUAAUUUCCAGUUGGCGAAUGUGACUCAUGGACCAGGCGCCAAGCUUCUUAGUCGUGCUGGCAGAACUUUACACGAAGUGCAAAGCCAUUUAGAUAGAGAAGGUGCAUCCGAUUUAGUAGUUGAGUUAGUCAUUAAAUCAAUUCACUCUCCAUCAAUUUUUGUGGAAGCUGUAGAAUUAGGUAUUGCACUUCUUGAAGGAGGAAAUCCUAUCAUACAGAAGAGCAUGUUUAGUAAACUGCUUGGCGGAGAUUUGAGCCAAGCAUUCUUUAAGGUGUUUUAUGAGAAAAUGCGUGAUGCACAACAAGAAAUUAAAUCUACAGUGACUGUUAACACUUCUGAUAUUGCUGCUAAAGCUCACGAGGAUAAACAGGACAACAAAGACCAUGACAAAAUAUCGCGAAAACAUUCUGAAAAACCAAACGGAUUAUUGCUUACUGACGAGCUUCGUGAUGAAAUUAACCAAGCAGCAGCAGCAUCAGCUCAAGCAUACGCCGGGGCCAAGAAUAUUCCACCAGGCACUGAACAUGGCGAGGAUUCUUGUCCAGUCUCAUUAGGAUUAAAUCAGCUUUGGAAGAUAUGUUGGCAGAAAAAUUAG
Ctenocephalides felis (cat flea) is the source of this 714-nucleotide messenger RNA. Its product is annotated as inositol 1,4,5-trisphosphate receptor-like. NCBI's taxonomy places the organism in Eukaryota, Metazoa, Arthropoda, Insecta, Siphonaptera, Pulicidae. The record is from RefSeq and is a predicted model, not a curated record. The transcript has 7 exons. Gene Ontology annotation, biological process: calcium ion transport. The coding region runs from base 1 to 714 and encodes 237 amino acids.